GAAUUUACGUAGCUGACUGGUUGAAGUGAUUUUAUUCAGUUUUGUAUGUGGAUAUCAUUGGAAUUUCGGGUUUGAAGUCUUUCUGUGUAUCCUGUACAACGACACUCAACAAAAGAUUGUAUUUUGUUGUGGUUAUAAAUCGGAUUUAUUACUUUUAUUUUGUCGAGGCUGUAAACGUUGAAAUUAGUUGGACAGUUCUAUAGUUUGUUAUUGUCGAACAGCUGACAUGCAAAACAACAGUGUUAGUGGUUGGUAGUAUAGUUUUCAGAAGCUUUAACAGGGAAAAAUGAACUGGCUUUUUACCACGCCUAAGAGCUCUGGGCCGUUACCUCCUCUGAAUAGUUUACAGCAGCAGAGGCAACGGCAAAUUGAGUCCCUGAAGACCACACACUCCAAUAUUGCUGAAAUACAGAAGGAUGUGGAAUACAGACUGCCCUUCACUGUCAACAACACAACAAUCAAUAUCAACAUCUUCCUUCCUCCUCAGUUUCCCCAAGAGAAGCCUGUGGUCACAGUUUAUCCACCAAUAAUCCACCAUUUAGUAGAUAAGCAUAAUGGAGUCGUAAUAACAAGUCCUUUGUUGGCCAAUUUUACAAUGCACUCUGACCUUGGCAAAAUUAUUCAAAGCUUUGUGGAUGAUUUUUGGAAGAAUUCUCCUGUCCUGCCACCCAGUAAUACAUUUUCCUAUCUUUAUAGUAAUCCUUCAGGAAUUCCUCCAUAUCCUUCUCAAGGUUUCCCGUUUAUUCCUCCUUACACUGCUCUUGAAACAAGGUCUGCUACUGAUUCUGUACAGUCUGCAACAUUUAGUGCUUCCAGACCAGCGUGUGCCACAGGUUUGAUUUCUGACUUGUCUGUACCUGUUACUGCAUCUGAAUCUCCACUGCAGGUAGGCCAAAAUGGGUGCAGCAACAAGAUGCCUGAUGUUCCUGAAGCAUUUCCUGAGCUCUCAGAUCUAAGUGUAUCUGACUUGCAAGAUCUGGUGGACCAAAAUGACUUGUUCAAAUAUUCUCUUCAAAUUCCUCAGCUAAAUCAGUUUGCCACAGACAAAGAUGACCUUUUGAAUAGUAUCGAGGAGUUGGCAAAAAAAAAUCUGCAGCUGGAACCCAGUCUAGAAGCAAAAAGAGAAGAGAUACUUGAAAAAUAUGAGCAGCUGACACAGAUGAAAAGUCUAAUUGAACAGAAGAUGCAGAGACAGCAUGAACUUGAUGAGAGCUGUUGUUUGAGUGCCCUGCAGGCCAGGCUGAAAGUAGCAGCUCAUGAAGCAGAGGAAGAGUCCGAUAUGAUUGCAGAAAGUUUCCUAGAUGGAAAGCGUGAAAUAGAUGAAUUUCUCAGCAGCUUUAUGGAGAAAAGAAUGAUCUGCCACAGUAGAAGAGCCAAAGAGGAGAAAUUGCAGCAAGUAAUAUCAAAACAUAGUCAGUUUCAUACCACACUAUAGAACAGCAAAAGAAUCUGUUUCGUGCUCCAAGAAGCGCAAAGUGCAUAGGAUGGCCAUUCUCCAGAACAUAAAUUUGUUGUAUAGCAAAUGUAAAUGAUUAGAUUGCCAUUAAGAAUUGCACUGUUUGCACAAAUUAUUUCUUUGUAUUAUAUACAUGUACAUUUAUUUAAAAAAAUCAUUGUUGCACUGAAUAUUGUGGGCAGUUUUUGAUAACAGAUAUUUUUGUUGUAACAUUGAGCUGACACUGACUAGAGAUUAAAUAGUUAUUUGAUUUUUUUUUUUA
Messenger RNA from Protopterus annectens (West African lungfish), 1718 nucleotides. RefSeq names its product VPS37A subunit of ESCRT-I (gene VPS37A). Gene Ontology annotation, cellular component: ESCRT I complex. The coding region runs from base 287 to 1435 and encodes 382 amino acids. The record is from RefSeq and is a predicted model, not a curated record. The transcript has 12 exons. Lineage: Eukaryota; Metazoa; Chordata; Ceratodontiformes; Protopteridae. Gene Ontology annotation, biological process: protein targeting to vacuole; protein targeting to membrane; ubiquitin-dependent protein catabolic process via the multivesicular body sorting pathway.